This is a messenger RNA of Capronia epimyces CBS 606.96, 642 nucleotides long. RefSeq lists its product as uncharacterized. The transcript has 2 exons. The coding region runs from base 1 to 642 and encodes 213 amino acids. Gene Ontology annotation, molecular function: catalytic activity. NCBI's taxonomy places the organism in Eukaryota, Fungi, Ascomycota, Eurotiomycetes, Chaetothyriales, Herpotrichiellaceae. The record is from RefSeq and is a predicted model, not a curated record.
AUGUCACGAGCCCAAGAAAUCGCAUCGGCCUUACUCGCCACGACGGAAAAGGACAUUGUGCCGUUGACGGCGCAGCAAGUGUCGCAGGGCUCCAAGCUCUUCGGGGCCGCGGUGCUGGACCGCGCCUCUCUGACCACGGUCAAGGCGGCGACCAACAACGAGCGCGAGUCGCCCCUCCUGCACGGCGAGAUCAACUGCAUCCAGGAGUUCUUCAAGUUGCCGCGCGACGGCCGGCCCGAGACCAAGGACUGCAUCUUCUUCGCGACGCACGAGCCGUGUUCGCUGUGCCUGAGCGGCAUUACCUGGUCCGGCUUCAACGAGGUCUAUUACAUGUUUACCUACGAGGACAGCCGAGAUCUGUUUGCCAUCCCGUAUGACAUCGACAUUCUCAAAUCCGUCUAUCAGGUCCCUUCGCCGGGAGACACGGAGGACACACUGGCCGCGAAGCCGCUGUACAACCGCACCAACAAGUUCUUCACCGCCCGGUCUCUGGCCGACCUGAUCGACUCGGUCGAGGACGACGCGGCCAAGGAGAAACUGAAGGGCGAGCUGCAGCGCGCGAAGAAAAUGUAUGAUGAGCUAAGUGCCGCCUAUCAGGAAGGGAAGAAGACUGGCCAGACGACGAGCAGCGUGUUUCGGUGA